Molecule: messenger RNA, 2030 nt
Organism: Cannabis sativa
Lineage: Eukaryota; Viridiplantae; Streptophyta; Magnoliopsida; Rosales; Cannabaceae
Product: germacrene-A synthase-like
Exons: 7
Coding region: 31-1818 (595 amino acids)
Biological process (GO): diterpenoid biosynthetic process
Molecular function (GO): terpene synthase activity; magnesium ion binding
Source: RefSeq, a predicted model, not a curated record
UCUUAAUAAACUCAUUCCUAGACUAUAUAUAUGUACACCAUUUUGGUAGUUCAUCAAUUAGCUAUUAUAAUUAGUAAAGUCUCAUAUAUUUUCUUAAUCAUAACAUAUAUAAUGUCCAAUCAAAUAAUAUUGGCAUCAUCAAAAAAUGAGAAAAUACAUAAAAUUGUUCGACCAACAAAAAAUUAUCAUCCAUCUAUUUGGGGAGAUCGAUUUCUACAUUACAAUAUUUCAGAAGAAGAGUUGAGUUAUAAACAAGGCCAAGUUGAAGAAUUGAAAGAAGUAGUAAGAAAGGAGAUAUUUGGAGAAUUAUUAUGUGAUGAUUGGAAUAAUCGAUUGAAGUUAAUUGAUGUGGUAGAACGUUUGGGAUUGUCCUAUCAUUUUGAGAGUGAAAUACAAAAUGAGCUUCAACACAUUUACAACAUUAAUGAAAAUAAUUUCAAACAUGAAACUUUGCAUGAUGCUUCUAUUCGGUUUAGACUUCUACGACAACAUGGAUACAGAGUUUCUUUAGAUAUAUUUGACAAGUUCAAAGAUGAGAAUGGCAACUUUAAAGAAUGUUUGGCGAGUGACACUCUUGGUUUGCUUAGCUUAUAUGAGGCCUCACAUUUGAGUUGCGUCGGGGAAGAUUUACUAAAUGAAGCCUUGUCUUUUACGACCAGACACCUAAUUGAGUUUUUGGCAAAUAAUAAAAAAGAACAAUGCGAUGAUGAUGAUGAUCUUUUAUCGAAAGAAAUCUCUCGAGCCCUGGAGAGACCCUUAAGAAAAACCCUAAACAGGCUCCAAGCUAGGCAUUUCAUUUCAAUAUAUGAAAAAGUGGCCUUACAUAACCAAGCAUUGCUACAACUUGCAAAAUUAGAUUUCAAUUUAUUACAAUCCAUGCACAAAAAGGAGCUUAGCGAAAACUCCAGGUGGUGGAAAGAAUCAGACUUUGUACACAAAUUCCCUUUUGCAAGAGACAGGAGUGUGGAACUAUACCUUUGGAUAUUAGCAGUCUAUUAUGAACCCCAAUACUAUUUGGCAAGAAUAAUUUUAUUCAAAAUUAUUUCCUUUGCCACAAUAGCUGAUGACAUUUAUGAUUCAUAUGGUACUUUUGAAGAACUUGAACUCCUAACUGAGGCAGUUAAAAGGUGGGACAUAAAUGAGAUUGAUAAACUUAAUCCAGGAUGUUUUCAAGUAUUUUAUAAAGAACUUUUGAUUUGUUAUGAAGAAUUUGAGCAAGGGCUUACAAAGGAAGAAACUUACAGAGUUCAUUACGCAAAAGAAGAGUUUAAAGAAUUUCUCCAAGGUUAUCUGGAUGAAGCUUGGUGGUUAAAGAAAGCUGAACGCAUUCCAAGUUUUGAUGAGUAUUUGAAAUUUGGUUUGGUCAAUUGUGGUUACUUAAUGUUGACAGUGAGCUCUUUAAUUGGAAUGAAAAGUAACAAUAUUGUAACCAAACAAGUUUUUGAGUGGCUCUCCAAAGGCCCCAAGAUUAUCAAUGCAUCCACUACUAUUUGUCGGCUUAUGGAUGACAUAGCUGAACACAAGUUCGAGAAAGAGAAAUAUGAAGAACUAUCUGCAGUGGAAUGUUAUAUGAAGCAAUAUGGAGUUUCAGAAGAAGAAGCAUAUGAUGAACUCAAUAAGAGAGUUUUCAAUGCAUGGAAAGAAAUAAACGAAGACUACUUUCUUAAGCCAACUUAUGUAGCCUCACCUAUAUUAGAUCGUGCUCUUAAUCUUUCAAGGUUUAUGGAUCUUGUCUUCAAAAAUGGUGAUGGUUUUACUAAAGUUGGAAAAGGGACCAAAGAAACUGUUCAUGCCUUGCUUAUAGAUCCAAUUCUAUGAUAAUUAAACCUCUUUCAUGCAUAUAUAAUAUGAAUAAUGUUAAGCUUGUUAAAAUUCACAAGUUAAUAAAUUUAACCACAAGGAAUGGGAUCUUUACCUAAUUAUGGUAUGAAUAAGUGUAGGGCAACUGGGGACAACCUUGAUCAACUUGUACUUAUUAUUAUUCUAUUUAAUAUUUUUUCACUUUUGGUUAAUAACAUAAAUCAUUGUUG